AUGACCCAAGAAGACGACGACGCUCACCAACUCCCCUCAGAUUGGUUCUCCGCAUUUACAAACCAUAAUGUAACACCUACAUCGCCAGAUACACCCACCAAAUACCCCUACCAACUCGAUUUUCUAAAAGUCGAAGGUCUUCCUACACCGCGUGGAUCGCUGCACGGGGAUCUUGAACUUCGUGUCUCCUUUUUUGAUUUUGCGCAAGGCGCAUUUUUUGGGAGGACUUGGGGUGGGGGUCCUUGUGACCUGAGUGGGAAGAGUGGGGGAGGUGAGGAUGGAUCGGAUACCGAAGACGCUGUGGUUCAUUCCCAAAUCGGACAUUGGGUGACGAUUCAUUUCAAAAAUCAGUGCGUUUAUUUUCAUACACCCAUCACAAGUCCGGAUGUUGUCGUUGUAGUUGAGUUUGUAUUUCAGGGAACCGAUGAAAGGGAAGAAAGUAUCGGAGGGGGAUGGACCUUUUUUCAUUGUUUCGAUCCCGAACGAGGUGGAUUGAGUCUUUCCGAAGUAUGGGAUGUGGCCGACGACACUUCUGAGACUGAUGACACGCACAUUAUUCCUAUCUACACUGGCACGCCGCGCAUUCUCCCUUUUCUUUCAUCGGUCGACACUCCACCUACCCUCCCCGGUGCAGCACUCACUUUUGCGUUCACUCCCCGUUCUGAUUUGAGGGGCGUUGCGCAUCUUUGGAAGGAGAAUGUGUUUGUGGGGGAGGGGGAUCGGGUGCCGGGAGUCAAGAUGAGGGAAGGGAGAGUGAGAGGUGUAAGAAUGAAUACCGGAUUUGUUUCCGAGAUUCGAGUUUAUUUCCACCCUACCCUUCAUCAAUACGAUGCUGAGCUCCUCCAUGCCCUGACGCACAUGCCGACCCUCCACCCACACCUCCACCCAACUCACAAACCCACCAUCCUCGAACGCCGCCUUCACAUUGGCUUCCAUAAUACUCAUACCUUCCUCAAUCCGACCACUGCGCCGCUCGAAACACCAGACAAUGAUACUGGGCUUGAACUCGUUUAUACGGGUACGUUGGGUCUCCAGUACUUACAUGACCCACGUGUGGCAUUGGUAGUAGGUGUCGAGUACAAGGUGUUUGUACCAACCGUCAAAGAGCCACCUGGAUUCUUGGAGCGGGUGUUAUUGGGACGAAGGGAGGUGCAUGGUAUGCGAGGGGUUGAGAAGGUGGUGAUGGUGGGAUGGAUGGCGUGGGUUCCUUCUCGACAUAGUGGUGAACAGGCUCGUAUGAUUCCACUUCACACAAAGUCGGGUCCGAAUCCAUUUGGGCGACCCAUGUACAAGGCUCAAGGACAGACGCCGUUGUUGGUUUCCUUUGUGUUUCACGAGAAGGAAAAAAGGAGGGAUAAAGGCGAGACUCUGCAGACGACGACGCAUCCACAUGUCGUUCCACCCCCCGAGACCAAACCCACACCUCACCUGGUCGACGCUGUUACAUCUCCCCUUGCCCUCAGCGACGCCGACCCCGACGCAGAUAUUCCGGCUCCACCCCCACGUUCCCGCACCCGCACGCCCGCUCCCGCUCCGUCUCGUCCCCCCUCCACUCACCAGCCCCUCACCCGCCUCGAACGUGCUCGCAUCCACGAAGCUGGAUUCCCACCUACACUCGACGAUCAAGGCCGAAAAGCCGCCAUAGUGUCGUUGGACGAGCGGGUGGAUUUGGAUGCUGAAAAUCAGGAUUUACGUGGUUGUGAAAUUGGGCUCUCGUUUUUGGGUGUCAUGUUUUACGAUGAGUUGGACACGCCUACGCCGCAUACAUUGCGACUUACCUAUCAGUUCUACACAUUUGCCCCGCACACCACACCUCCCCUCCGAAUCUACACGGGACCGCUGCCCGCCGCUAAACACCAGCGAAGCGCGUCCGCCAAAAGCCAACAGGCGGAGGAAACCAUGUGGCCGGGGAUAUUCUGGGCGGGUGGUGAAGACGGGACAUAUGCCCACCCACCCGGUCAUACAACCAUCUAUCCCAUCCAUCCUACCACGGACCCCGCUCUUCCGAUCGGUACCUACACACCGACCACCAGCCCCGUUGCACUCUACAUGUCGACCACCUCUCUUGAUAUUGACCUCUGGGAUGCAUCCACACUUUUGCACGUCGGUCGAACCCGAGUGCCUCUCCAACAUGCGCUACGACGGGGACGCAGUGGAGUAUAUGCAGAUUUGGAGGUGGAUGUUGUUAACGCGGGGGUUGCGAAGGGGACUGUUGUUGGGAGGUUAUAUGUUCGAGUUACGAAUGUUGUGAGAGGAGCGAGUGCGGUAGAGGCGCUUGUAAAAGAUGUCAGAAACCCGUACGGCGUAGAGAAAAUGUGUUUAGUGGAUUGGAUAUUGAGACGGAGUCGGGAGCAUGUGGUGCAGGUUCCUUUCAAAUUAUCGGAUAUCGACGCUGAGCUCUCUGCUCUCCUUCGUGCGACGCAUCAAGAGCGCUUACACCUAACCGCAUCUCGUCGGGACAAGGAACUCAACAUGGUUCACGAACAGCAACGUAAGAUGGAUCGUGUCAAACGUGUCAAGAUGGGGUCUGAGGAUGGAUUCAAGGUACGCUUUCAAGCACGCUAA
Spizellomyces punctatus DAOM BR117 is the source of this 2565-nucleotide messenger RNA. RefSeq lists its product as uncharacterized. The coding region runs from base 1 to 2565 and encodes 854 amino acids. The record is from RefSeq and is a predicted model, not a curated record. Gene Ontology annotation, cellular component: ciliary transition zone; ciliary basal body; cytoskeleton. The transcript has 11 exons. Lineage: Eukaryota; Fungi; Chytridiomycota; Chytridiomycetes; Spizellomycetales; Spizellomycetaceae. Gene Ontology annotation, biological process: negative regulation of canonical Wnt signaling pathway; protein localization to ciliary transition zone.